AGCCAAAUUAUGUGAUAAUCUUCUUUAACAAAACAUUCUGCUGUUCUUAAUCCCUUACCUUUAUACUGAGAUAAUCUUCUGUCAUGGGAUCUGGAUGGCUGCUCCGUUCUAUCAUCUGUCUAAACGGAACAAAGAAGAACAAAUCAAAUCGAGGCAACGUACUUUCUGAAACAUCAAACCGUGUCAAACCGGUUGAAUCAAGCUCUGCUGCUUCUACUAAGCUUACCUCAGAAGUCGCUGUUAUUCGCAUUCAAAAGGCUUUUCGAGCAUUCAAGGCAAGAAAAAGACUAUGCAGCUUGAAGAGCGCGAGGAGAUUUAAUGCGCUGAUCCAAGGCCAUACAGUGAAGAAUCAAACUUCGACUGCACUCAAUGUGAUUCAUUCUUGGUGCGAUAUACAGAGUCAGGUCAGGGCAAGACGUUUGUAUAUGGUGACACAAGGUAGACUCCAACACAAAAGAUUGGAGAAUCGGUUGAAGCUGGAGAUCAAGCUUCACGAUCUAGAAGUUGAAUGGUGUGGAGGUUCUGAAACAAUGGAGGAGAUUCUAGCAAAGAUACAACAGAGAGAAGAAGCUACGGUGAAGCGUGAAAGAGCAAUGGCUUAUGCUUUCUCACAUCAGUGGAGGGCUAAUGCUACACAGUAUCUAGGUCAAGCUUCGUUUAACCUUGGCAAAGAAAGCUGGGGAUGGAGUUGGAAAGAACGGUGGAUUGCGGCUCGACCUUGGGAGAUUAGGGCUCAAUGCUACGUCAGUUAUAAACCGAUCAAACCAGCUAAAAAACCCGGGAAAUCAUCACCCAAUAAUGUGAUCACAAAGACCUCUGCUAAACCGGAUUUUCCAUACGCCAAGGAAGUUGGAAACUCGAAAAAGCCUGACUCUUCUUUAUCAAAUCAACACAAUUUCUCUGAUUCUCAGAUCUCAAGAGUUUCUUUAACAACAAUGAACAAAAAUCCACGAAUCGAUUUUUCCUCACCGUCGUCGUUAGCCACCAUCUCUGACUCUGCAGACGGUGAGCUGAAUGAAGACGACAUCUUCGCAAUUGACAUAUCUCAUGCGCCAGCUCGUCAUUCUCCGGUAUCAUCUCCGGCGAAGCAACAAACUCCUGCUCGUCAGCUUCAGAGGAGCAAAAGCGGUUUGAAGAACGUGGAAGCUUCUGGUAUCCUCGCGGCUCUUCCUGAAUCCUCUGGAAAUAGUAGUUACUUAAGUCAUGUAUUUCACCACAAACCUGCGGCUGCUCUCUCCACUUCUGUCUCCUCUACAGCUUCUUCAUCGUCUUCUUCUGGUGGCGGUGCAUCAGCUGCUUCUUCGUCUUCUGCUCGAGCUAUCCCAACCGCGCCUAAACCGCCUCAAGAAAGGCUUCCGUUUUCAGCUUCUUUUAUAGGUGGUGGGAAGUAUCCUCAAUCAGCUCCGGUUCAAGUGCCGUUAGUGUCGUCUGCGAUGAUGAAUCGUCAUAAGAAGGAAUUCAAGCUGACUGAUGUGGUGGAUGAUGAUGAGGAGGAAGAAGAGGAAGGCGAAAUGCUUCCACCUCACGAGAUUGUAGCUCGGUCUUUGGCUCAGUCGUCGUUGUUAUCUUGCUCAGUGCUUGAAGGAGCAGGAAGGACACUUAAAGGGAGAGAUCUCCGGCAGGUAAGGAAUGCUGUUUUCAGAAGAACCGGUUUCAUAGAUUGAGUGUGUUUUUUUCUCUACUUCAGAAAGACCAUUCUUUAAUUUGUUAUCCCAAUUGAUGAACUUCUUUAUCCCUUGCCACAGAAACUUGUCAAUGUGUAUGUUCAUAUGUUGUCUCCAUUAGACGAUUUGUUUACUUCAUAUCAAAGAGAUUGAUGUGAUUGCACAUGUUUAUUAUUGCUUCAUGCUUCACAUGUUGGUGAGAGAGAGCUUUAGAGUUAUUUUGAGGUUUGAGUCUUCACAUUUAUCCAUCCCUUAAUGACAGUC
Messenger RNA from Arabidopsis arenosa, 1928 nucleotides. The record is from the annotation of a GenBank genome assembly. NCBI's taxonomy places the organism in Eukaryota, Viridiplantae, Streptophyta, Magnoliopsida, Brassicales, Brassicaceae.